This is a messenger RNA of Patella vulgata (common limpet), 1463 nucleotides long. RefSeq names its product iduronate 2-sulfatase-like. Gene Ontology annotation, molecular function: iduronate-2-sulfatase activity. NCBI's taxonomy places the organism in Eukaryota, Metazoa, Mollusca, Gastropoda, Patellidae. The coding region runs from base 24 to 1448 and encodes 474 amino acids. The record is from RefSeq and is a predicted model, not a curated record. The transcript has a single exon.
UUCUAUUCUUAGUUUCCGAUGAUAUGCGUCCACAAUUACCGGUCUAUUAUGGACCUGAUUUCCCAACACCGGUUCAUCCACCGAUGCAUUCUCCUAAUCUGGAUAUGUUGGCAGGCAGAAGUUUAUUGUUGAAGAGAGCCUACGUACAACAAGCUGUCUGCUCACCCAGUAGAACGUCUUUGCUGACUGGACGACGACCAGAUACGACCCACGUUUACGACUUGGUAAAAUAUUUCCGUAAUGUCGGCGGUAACUUCACUACUAUUCCAGAAUAUUUUAAACAAAAUGGUUACAGAAGUAUUGGAAUGGGGAAGAUUUUCCAUCCUGGGAGAGCAUCUGGAAAGGACGAUCCAAUUUCCUGGACUGAACCAUACUUCCAUGCUCCUAAUCUUGGGCGAUAUUCUGUUCGUAAUAAUAGCUGGCGAGCUGUUCCAAGAAGUGAAUACGAGGCCCUACCUCUUCCCGAUACCCAAAUCGCCGAUAAUGCUAUCAAGGUAUUAAGGGAUGUUGCUCCAGCAGCUCGUAGUGGUGAAAAGAAUUUCUUCGUGGCUGUAGGGUUCCAUAAACCACAUCUUCCUUUCGUCUUCCCUGAAGAGUUCCUGUCAGCCUAUCCUAUUGAAUCUAUACACCUUCCAGAUAACGAAUUUGCACCUGUCAAUAUGCCUGAAAUAGCUUGGGUUAGUUACGGUGAAUUGAGGGCAUAUCUUGACAUUGCCCGUUUGAAUGCUUCAGGAAAUCCCAAUACUUCACUUCCUAAUGAUGUUGUUAUAAACUUACGGCGGGCUUAUUAUAGUGCUCUGUCUCAUACAGACAAUGAAUUGGGACGAGUUUUACAGGAACUUGAGAAUCUUGGUUUAGCAAAUGAUACUAUUGUAUCUUUCUGGGGAGAUCAUGGUUGGCAACUAGGAGAACAUGGUGAGUGGUGCAAACAUACCAACUUUGAGGAUGCUGUUCACGCACCAAUGAUGAUUCAUGUGCCUGGAGUCACCGACAAAGGACUCGUUACCGAGAGACUCACGGAAUUCGUGGAUUUAUUCCCUACAUUGGUUGAAGCUGCGGAAUUAGAACCGUUACCCCUUUGUCCGGAAAAUUCAGAUGAAAUAGGUUUGUGUCGGGAAGGUACGAGUUUGAUGCCGUUAAUGCGGGAUCCAACAAUGGAAUGGAAGGAAGCAGUAUUCUCACAAUAUCCAAGAAGUAAAAAUGGAUUAAGUAUAAUGGGGUAUUCAAUUCGUACUGAUCAAUAUCGAUAUACGGAGUGGCCAGGUUUCAGCGGACCUCCAGCUUAUAAACCAGAAUGGGAAAAUAUGUUCGGAGUUGAACUUUAUGAUCACGAUACUGAUCCGGAGGAAAAUUAUAAUCGUGCUGAUGAUCCAAACUAUGCGACUAUCAGAAAUAAACUCAGAGAUCAACUACGUACUGGUUGGAGAGAGUUUUUACCUCCGGUGUAGAUGAUAUAUGAUUCA